Messenger RNA from Erigeron canadensis, 3099 nucleotides. Its product is annotated as histidine kinase CKI1-like. The transcript is spliced from 9 exons. The record is from RefSeq and is a predicted model, not a curated record. Gene Ontology annotation, cellular component: nucleus. Gene Ontology annotation, biological process: phosphorylation; phosphorelay signal transduction system. Gene Ontology annotation, molecular function: phosphorelay sensor kinase activity. The coding region runs from base 1 to 3099 and encodes 1032 amino acids. Lineage: Eukaryota; Viridiplantae; Streptophyta; Magnoliopsida; Asterales; Asteraceae.
AUGGGGAAAGAUUUGAUAAUGGUGAAACUUGAUUGGGGAAAGAUUUCUUUUGGUGAUAUACUGAAAUGGACUGUAGGAGGUUUCACAAACUUGGCAAUCGUCGAAGAUGGCCGAUGUCUGGCCAACAAGGUGGGGUUUAAGGUGAUGGUGAAGUUCUUUAGGACUAAGGCUCUGAUAUGGCUGGUGCUUCCUGGCUUAUUGAUCUCCUUAUGCAUAUCACAUAUCAAACAAGUUGAAAACGACAUCGACUUGAUCACCAAUAAGUCCCAUCAAGAAAUAUGGUCAGUCGUAGAAAAUGCAACUAACGCGGUAUUGCUUCCAAGGAGUUCAUCAGCAACCAAUUUAGCCAAAAUUGUGGCCCAUUCUCUUGGUAAAACAGACAUCACAUUAGAUAACAUCAAAGCUAAGAUGGCUCCUUUACUCUUCCAAGCUCUUUUAACGAUCCCACACGUGUCACAGAUAUCAUAUAUCGGAAAAGAUGGCCUGUUCUUUGCAUUAUACACUCAACUGACUCAAGAUUCUGAUACAGGAAAGUUAUAUGGAGAAUCAGUUGUGUUUAGUCCUCAGGUUUUGGUUAAUGAAAGUUGGUUACAACAAGCCAUGAAAUCUACAAACGGAUAUGCUUCAUUAGGGAAUUCAUGGAAUGAUGUCAAUAACCUUCUGGUCCUAAAUACAUCCCGUGUGAGUGAAAAUGGAGUUAUCUCACUUGGGUUUGAGCUCAAAUCGUUAAUGGAUGUGUUUUCUGGUAUUAAACCUUCCGGUGGAGGCUUGUAUUUGGCUACAAAAGACGGAAAGAUACUAAGUGACGAGGUUCCUAACACUCGCAUCUUUCUUGAUGGAAAUACUACAAUAUCUAUCAAGAUACAAACAGAAAAUGGAUAUCGAGUUGGUAAUGAUCAUAAAAUAUCAUUACAACUCAAUUAUGAGGUUGCAAAAUCAUAUAUUGUAGACAUUUUAGGAACAAAGUAUAUCUUAUACUCUUCCCCUCUCAACCUCACUAGAACACAAUCGGUAUUUGUAUUGGCAUUACCAUAUGGAGUACAAAACAGGAUGCAUCAUAAUAUCAUGUUUGUGUUCAUUCUUGUAUUGGUAACAUUUAUUAUGACCAUCGUCUCUAUCUUCAGUUUCGUUGUGCUUAUGGUGAGAAAAGCAAGCACAGAAAUGUGCUUAAGAGCUUUCCUUAUUAAACAAAAGGAAGCAACACAACAAGCAGAAAGAAAAAGCAAGAAUCAAAAUCUUGCAUUUGUUUCUGCAAGCCAUGACAUUCGUGCUUCACUAGCAGGCUUUGAUGGAUUGAUAGAGAUGUCAAUCAACGACGUUUGUCAAGGAUCAGAGUUAGCCAAAAACUUUAGACUUAUGCAAGAAUGUUCCAAUCAUCUUCAGAGUAUAUUGAACUCUAUUCUUGACACAAGUAAAAUAGAAGCCGGAAUGAUACAGAUGGAAGAAAACCCAUUCGAUAUAGUAGAAUUAGUCGAGGGUGUAGUUGACUUGUUCUAUCCGGUAGGUCUGAAUAAGGAAGUGGAUGUGAUAUUGGAUCUCCAAGAUGGUUCGUUGACCAAGUUUUCUCAAGUUAUAGGUGACGAACGCAGGCUUAGACAUAUAUUAUCUAACUUGUUAAGCAAUGCCAUCAAAUUUACCUCAGAUGGCUAUGUCUCAGUUCGAGCUCGUGCCAUGAAACAUCAACUACAAAGCCCAACAUUUAAUUCUAAUCAUGAUCAGUCCACAACAUACCUAUCAAGAUUCUUUUACAAAACCAGUGAAAAGUGUGCUAACUUAGAAGGAAUAGAUGAAGAUCAUCGUGAUCAUAAUUGGAUGGAAUUUGUAUUUGAAAUAAAUGAUACUGGAAAGGGUAUUCCAAAAGAGAAACAAGGUUCAGUUUUUGAACAAUAUGUUCAGGUUAAAGAAAUGGCUCAUAAAGUUGAAGGCACUGGAUUAGGACUCGCGAUUGUCCAAUCUCUGGUACGCUUGAUGGGAGGAGAGAUAAGCAUAGUUGACAAGGUCUGUGAAAGGGGGACCUGUUUCAGAUUUAAUGUUGUGUUUAAGGUUUCUCGUUCGAAUCUAUGUAGCAAUAGUGAAGAUGAAAAGACACCAUCUCUUGGCAACUUGUCACCGGUGUCAAACACUCCUUUCUGUAGUCCCAUACGUCAAGAUUCCAGUUCUUCUACAGUUCUUUUCAUUAGCAGUGACGCAAGACGAAGAAUGACACAAAGGUUUCUACGAGCCCAAGGGAUUAACGUGUUAGCAGUGAAAAACAUACAACUACUUUCAGAAACUCUCAGGGGAUUCAGACAAGAACAGAAUAGCAUAUGCUCUUUAAGACCCGGUCUAAACUUAAGUUCUGGGUAUCUGACACGUUCCACAUCUAGAGAUUCGAGCCCAAGGAAUGUUCCUUUAAGUGCAUUGGAUGGGACUGAUGUGUCACCGGCCAGAAGGACUAAUCGGCCAACUGUUUCAGGAUCCAGGUGCAUGAAAGUCCAUGGUUUGGACGAGAAGCAACUCCCACCAUCGGAUAUCAUCUUACCCAUGCCACUUCAUGGGUCACGUUUAUACUCAUUGAUCGAUCUUCUCCCAGAACUUGGAAGUGUGAUCUCAUGCACACCACCCCAGGGGAAUCGGCGUAAGCCAAGAAGACAAGAUGAAAUACAAGAAAUCUCUAGGAUUUCGCCAAGUAGUAGUAGUCCUUUGAGAGGAAAAAAAGUGUUGCUGGUUGAGGAUGACAAAUUGCAACUGAUGAUAGCUAAGAAGAGUCUUUUGAAGCAUGGUAUGGUAAUUGACACAUGCACAAAUGGGAAAGAAGCAUUGAUUUUGGUCUCCAAGAGCUUAAAUGAUCAAAGAGAUCUUGGUGCUUCAUAUGUUCUACCUUAUGACUAUAUCUUCAUGGAUUGUCAGAUGCCAGUGAUGGAUGGUUGUGAAGCAACAAGGCAGAUAAGACUACUGGAGAAAGAUUAUGGUGUCUACAUCCCUAUCAUUGGGUUAACAGCUCAUGCAGAAGGUGAAGAAUUAAACACAUUUUUUGCAGCAGGAACCGAUAUGCACAUAUCCAAACCAUUAAACGAGCACAAGAUACAGGAAGUGGUUAAAGAUCUCCACAGCCAAUAA